GAGAACAGUUGUUAUUAUGGAUCGUCUGUGGACCUUGUUCCAGAUACGCCGCCGGGGCUCUUACAGCCCCGCCGAGCUGGAGACGCCCAACAUGAACGGGGCUAAAGAGAACAAAAAGGGGAAGAAAACGUGGAAGAAUAUCUUCCAGAAGCACCGUAAGCCUAAAGCAGGAAAGGAGGCUUUGGAGGGCCAAGGGCCCCAGCAGCCAGAAGGGGAUGAGGGUCUGGAGCUACGUCUGAUAUACAUCCCCCUGGAUAGGCCCAGUGAUAUCAGCCUGGAUAAAUUCUGGGAUGAUGAUCAUUCUUCUGGAGACAAGAAAAAGGGAAAGAAAAAGUGGAGGAAUAUCUUCAAGAAGAACCACAAGCCCAAAGCAGGAAAGCUGCCGAAGAAGGCUUUGGAGGGCCAAGUGCCCCAACAGCCAGAAGGGGAUGAGGGUCUGGAGCCAAGCUCCAGCCUGGAUGAGACCAGGGGCAACACUUACAUGGUCAUGCCUAGCAAAGUGCUUGACUCUGAGUCCGAUUCUCCAGCAAACAUCAGCCUGGAUAAGCCCAGGGACAUCAGCCUGAAUGAACCCGGGGAUGAUGAUCUUUCUCCUGUACACAAGGAAAAGGAAAAGAAAAAGUGGAGGAAUAUCUUUAAGAGGAACCGCAAGCCCAAAGCAGGAAAGCUGCCGAAGGAGGCUUUGGAUGGCCAAGUGCCCCAGCAUGAUGAGACCAGGGGCUAUGCUGAGAUGCUCCUGCCUGUGGAGGAGCUCGAAGUUGAGCCUGAAGCCCCGGUUAACACCAGCCUGGAUGAGACCAGGGGUGAAGCGGAGAUGCUCUUGACUGUCAGAGAGCUCGAAGCUAAGCCUGAAGACCUGGUUAAAAUCAACCUGGAUGAGACCAGGGGUGAAGCGGAGAUGCUCCUGCCAGUCAGAGAGCUCGAAGCUGAGCCUGAAGACCUGGUUAAAACCAACCUGGAUGAGACCAGGGGUGAAGCGGAGAUGCUCCUGCCAGUCAGAGAGCUCGAAGCUGAGCCUGAAGACCUGGUUAAAACCAACCUGGAUGAGACCAGGGGUGAUGCUGAGAUGCUCCUGCCAGUCAGAGAGCUCGAGGCUGAGGCUGAAGCCCUAAAGACCCUGGAGAAGACCAGCCUGCUUGAGUCUGAGAAGAGUGGAGACACUGAAGCUGAUUUACUCAGCAAAGAUAAUGAUGGUCGUAUCACCGGAGAAAACGGCAAGAGAAAAAAGACCAGGAGAGGAACCCGGGGACGCGGCCGGAAGAUAAAUUACAAAAAGAAGGAGAAUAACGGAUCUGAAAUGAUAAACAAGGUGAACGUGGAAGCAAAAGCUGAGAUCGAGAUGAAGAAUGUCCACCCUGAACAGAAGGUCUCCACCACUGUGCUGAAACAUGACCAACCUCUGGAUGAGGACAGAAUGCAGCUGAUUGGUCGAGGUGACCCAGAGGACAGCAUGCGAGAGGAGAAGAUCACACAAGGCAUUCAAGAUCGCGGCCGCAAAAUCAAAAGAACAGAAUCAGGUGCUUUUUACAGUAAACAAGAAAAAGCUCCACGUCGACCUCAAAAAGAUCAAUGUGUGCACUAAUAAAACUAAUAAAGCACAACAGUA
This is a messenger RNA of Trichomycterus rosablanca, 1606 nucleotides long. RefSeq lists its product as uncharacterized. The record is from RefSeq and is a predicted model, not a curated record. Bases 17 to 1582 code for a protein of 521 amino acids. Lineage: Eukaryota; Metazoa; Chordata; Actinopteri; Siluriformes; Trichomycteridae. The transcript is spliced from 2 exons.